AUGCCCUCGUCUACCAGCGCCAUGCGCACCCUCCUUCACGCCUCGGCGCCCCGCGCGCUUCCCUCCUCUAGGCCUGUCCAGAGGUCAUGGCAAAGAUUCGUUCAGACUGCGCCGAAGCCCUCCACUCCCGCCCUGCCCGCAUAUCAGUUGCCGAGGACAUGUAGAACCCAGGCGCUCGCAAGAAACACGUCGAUUUUCCACCCGGUUGCCUCCAAGCGGGAGUUUUCUACCUCGUCUGCGCGGCAGCAUGGCCAUCUCCACACUCCGAAGCCGGGCGAAGAGCGGAAGGUGACCUUCAUCGACAAGGACGGCGACGAGCACACCUUCGAGGUCGCUGACGGGGACAACCUGCUGGACAUUGCUCAAGCAAACGAUCUCGAGAUGGAAGGCGCGUGCGGCGGUUCCUGCGCAUGCAGUACCUGCCAUGUCAUCGUCGAGGACAGCGACUUGUACGACCGCAUGGAGGAGCCUGAUGACGACGAAAACGACAUGCUGGAUCUUGCUUUCGGACUUACAGAGACGAGCCGUCUGGGCUGUCAGGUCAAGAUGACCAAGGAGCUGGACGGCCUUGUCGUCAAGCUGCCUAGCAUGACGCGAAACCUGCAGGCAAGCGACUUUGCUGAUAAAUGA
Lasiodiplodia theobromae is the source of this 630-nucleotide messenger RNA. RefSeq names its product Ferredoxin. Gene Ontology annotation, biological process: P450-containing electron transport chain; positive regulation of oxidoreductase activity. NCBI's taxonomy places the organism in Eukaryota, Fungi, Ascomycota, Dothideomycetes, Botryosphaeriales, Botryosphaeriaceae. The record is from RefSeq and is a predicted model, not a curated record. Bases 1 to 630 code for a protein of 209 amino acids. The transcript has 3 exons. Gene Ontology annotation, molecular function: 2 iron, 2 sulfur cluster binding. Gene Ontology annotation, cellular component: mitochondrion.